CUGCUAUUCAAUUCCCAGCCCUAGAUCAUCGCUCUUUCUUCAAUUGGGGAAGGAAUUCGAGCGCGGUUCUGGAUCUACUUUACCGUCGGACAGAUUGCUCGAUUCGGACGGAUUUUUGAUUAUUGAAAAUGUUUGGAAGGGCGCCGAAGAAAAGUGAUAACAGUAAGUACUAUGAGAUCCUCGGGGUGCCGAAAACGGUGUCGGCUGAUGAUUUGAAGAAGGCGUAUAAGAAAGCAGCGAUUAAGAACCAUCCCGAUAAGGGAGGGGAUCCUGAAAAGUUUAAGGAGAUUGCUCAUGCAUAUGAGGUCUUAAGUGAUCCUGAAAAGCGUGAGAUCUACGAUCAGUAUGGUGAGGAUGCCCUCAAGGAAGGAAUGGGUGGCGGUGGCGGAGGCAGUGGCAUGCACGACCCCUUCGGACUCUUCUCCGAGCUCUUCGGUGGAAGUGGAUUUGGAGGUGGUAGCAGUCGUGGAAGAAGGCAAAGACGAGGAGAAGAUGUAGUGCAUCCACUAAAGGUGUCUCUCGAGGAUCUCUACCUCGGGACCAGCAAGAAGCUCUCCCUCUCUCGAAGCAUAAUUUGCCCAAAAUGCAAUGGCAAAGGGUCCAAAUCCGGGGCUUCAUCCAAGUGCCUUGGCUGCCAAGGAAGGGGCUUGAAGGUCACUGUCAGGCAGAUCGGCCCUGGUAUGAUCCAACAAAUGCAGCAAGCCUGCAACGAUUGUAAGGGCACUGGCGAAACCAUCAGCGACAAAGAUCGAUGCUCGCAGUGCAAGGGUGAGAAAGUUGUCCAAGAAAAGAAAGUGUUAGAAGUCCAUGUCGAGAAGGGAAUGCAGAAUGGUCAGAAGAUCACAUUCCCUGGAGAGGCCGACGAAGCUCCUGAGACUGUCACUGGAGACAUUGUCUUUGUUCUUCAACAAAAGGAGCAUCCCAAAUUCAAGCGAAAGGGAGAGGAUCUAUUCUUCGAGCACAACCUGUCCCUCACGGAGGCACUUUGUGGCUUCCAAUUCAUAAUAACUCAUCUCGACGGUCGACAGCUCCUCGUCAAAUCGUCGCCCGGCGAGGUUGUGAAGCCCGAUUCUUUCAAGGCUAUAAAUGACGAAGGCAUGCCGAUGUACCAAAGGCCGUUCAUGAAGGGUAAGCUCUACAUCCAUUUCAACGUGGAGUUCCCCGAAUCCUUGCUUGUGGAUCAAGUCGGCGCGCUGGCGAAGGUCCUCCCUGCGAAGGCAGGAUCACAGUACACGGACAUGGAGUUGGACGAGUGCGAGGAGACGACGCUGCACAAUGUGAACAUUGAGGAGGAGAUGAGGAGGAAGGCGCAGCAGAGGCAGCAGGAGGCGUACGAGGAGGAAGAGGACGACGAUGGCCCCGCCGGCGGACCUCAGAGGGUGCAGUGUGCUCAGCAGUAGUUCCAACAAACAAGAUUUUGAAGAAGGUGAACCAAUUAUAACUACUAUUAUUAUAAUUUAUUAUUACUAUUAUUAUUGUUAUUGUGAUUUUGAGAUUUUAAUUUGCUUGGAAAUUUAAUUUUGGGUAACCCUCC
Messenger RNA from Andrographis paniculata, 1534 nucleotides. Its product is annotated as dnaJ protein homolog ANJ1-like. The coding region runs from base 129 to 1400 and encodes 423 amino acids. Gene Ontology annotation, cellular component: cytosol; cytoplasm. The transcript is spliced from 6 exons. NCBI's taxonomy places the organism in Eukaryota, Viridiplantae, Streptophyta, Magnoliopsida, Lamiales, Acanthaceae. The record is from RefSeq and is a predicted model, not a curated record. Gene Ontology annotation, molecular function: Hsp70 protein binding; ATP binding. Gene Ontology annotation, biological process: protein refolding; response to heat.